AUGGAGGUCGAGCCUCCAGAGGAGUGGCCUGCCGAGCAGCGGCUCAGCAGCCUCAAGCCGUACACUCACCUAGCUUGGGAGGAGUGGAAGGACUCCAAUGCGCAGUUGCGCUGGGAGGUAUUCAACACAUGGAUGCUUCUGAGCAGCUUGGCGCUUGCUGAAGCUGAGCGUGAGAGAUUUGCGCAGUUUUGGGCACCAAAGCCCUGGACCUCUGAAGCGGUUGCACUCAGGCAUAUUUUCAUGGAAAGCCACAGCAUGCGAGCGCUUUGUGCUGUUCUUCGGUGGCUGCGCUGGUCUCAUCGGUUCUCACCAAAGGCAGCCAGGUCGGUGGAGGAAGGCUUUGUCUACAACGCCGGAUAUGACCGGACUCGAAGAUCUUUUCAACUCCAUGGUCGGCUUCCUGGGCCGUUCCAGGAGCAGUCCCUCCAUCCGGAUGGCCCGCUUCAACGCGGAGAGAUUUUCGAGUGUGCUGACAUCGAAGAUGAGCGUCAGCUGAUUGCCGACCUCUGGACCUGCCUCCGCCGUGGUGAGCUGAGCACUGCAAUGAAGAUGUGCGCAGAAAAUGGCCAGGCAUGGCGAACCGCCCUGCUACAAGGCAUGCUUCCUUUCUGCGAGGAGCCCGAGGGUCAGUACGAAUCAGCCCCAAUGCCUGGUAUCGAUGAGGCCAUGGAGGAGAUGCUGGCCACCAUGAAGGAAGAGCACUCGGACUGGACUGAGUUGGGUUGCCACCUCACAAAGGGCAGCCAGGGUAAUCCUUGGCGACGAGUGUGGAAGGAGGAAUGCUUCGAUGCAGCGGCGCGAAACCUUCUUCCUGGCAGUAAGAUGGAUCUGAGGGAGCUCUCCAUCUACGGGUUUUGCUCUGGAAACUACGAUGCUCUGAUGCCCUCUUGCAAUAGCGAUUGGGCUGAUCGCUGUUUCGGUGAGCUGCACUGCUUAAAGGAGUGGCUGGUGGAGCGACUCCUUGAGGAUGGCCAAAGCCGCGAGAAAACUUCGCGACUGGGUGAAGGCGACGUUUGCGCGGAGGAGGAGUCUGCUGAGGACACCGCCUGGCGCACGCGCAAGCUGUGCGGUCGCCUCGCGCCAGAUCCUGCAAAUCUGAACGAGGAUGUCGAAGCAGCAGUCAGGGAAGAGGUUCUGCAGCUGCUGCAAAGAUUGCGGCCGCUGCCGUCGCCAGAAGUCGGAUGCGAGGAGGCAUCCAGCGUAUCGCAGCAGUUUGGGCAGCUGCAGGCUUUCCUCAUUGCAGCAGCAUGGGAGCCGCAGCGAGGAAAAGAUGCUCUCGAGCUGCUUCGGUCUUGGCUGCGGAAUGCACAGCCAGGCAAACCAUUUGCACUGAAGCAGUUCGCUGCAUACUUCGCAGUUUGGCAGAAGAACGUCUUGGAGGAUCAUUUGAGAACCUCUGUGGAUGUGGACGACAUUGUCAGCAUGCAUGUGUCUGAGCUGCUGCUCGUGGCCUCCGGUCCUCUUUGGCAGGACAGGUGCUUGCGGGAGGACGCUGUGGAGGUGAUUUUGGAGCACUGCCAAGUCUUGAGGCCAGAGCCGCGACGUGAGGCCUUGGCUAGCUUGAUGCUGCGGCUGGGACGCAGUGCUGGCCCCCAAGCCGUCGCUGAGGCAGUUGCACAAACCUGCCGAGGUGAUGCGACUCCUCUGACGGAGGUCGUAAAGAGAGGCUUUUCUGCCUUUUGGACGCGGUUUCCUGAGGAGGCCUUCUCGGCCAUCACCUUUUUGGUGCAUCGAGCACUUCGAAUAGAUGAUUCUUCUGCGCAAGAGGCUGUUGUGGACUCUGCACCUGCAGGCGUGCGCGAGGAAGCAGAUGUUGAGGAAUUGGCCUUUGUCGUCCUCUGCCUGCUGGUUUUCUGGUUGGUUGCCAGGGAUGCGUCAGCCAGCACCCCAAUCGAAAGGGCGAGCGCAGGGCUCUCGAAGCUCACAGGUCUUCCAAGCGAGGACUCCAGUGGCUUGCUUGGCCUCUUGCACCAGGUAGGCCAAGGUGAUGAGUGGAGGUUCCUUCGGUCAGCCUUAGACGGAGUGGUGGUGCCUUUGCUAACAGACACCUUGCUAUGCCUUUGCGCGAAGGAUCCGCAAAGAGCGCUGCCCUUGCUUCCAGCCAUGCAGGCUUCCUCCUUGUGGACAGACGCUUUCCACUCGGCGGCUGCCAGUACUGUGAACUUGAGUGACCUCGAGUGGUUCCUGCUGCUCUAUGGCAAGCACAGACUCUGGAAAGAGGCAUUUCGGGAGGCCUCUGCCGAGCGCUCCGCGGCUCAAGCCCCGGCGCUGACGCGCUUCGGCGCUGCUGUGCGGCCGGGUCCCGCGGUUGGCCAUGCUGCGGAGGCCAAGAAGGCUUCCCUUGAAAGUGUGGCGGCGCGGGAGGUGCUCUUUGACCAUGCGCGGGACCGUCUGGGGAAGGAGCGGCCGCUGCUGGAACCACUGCCAGCCACACAGACUGUCUUGCAAGAGGGUCACUGGCAGGGGCUGCAGAAGGCUAUGGCUUGGAGGUUGCUGCUUCCAUUGCUGGACUGCUUCGAAUCUGAAUCAGAUUUCCAGGGAGCUAUGGAGGAGUUGUUCGUGGCGGUUGCUGACAGUCCGUGGAUGCUCAAGACAUUGGACCCACGGCAUGCGCAAGCUUUGCUGGCGCGAGUUAUGAAGACCAUCCGUGUUAACGGUAUCGUGCCCCUGGCAGCGGAUGCACCCCGAGCAAAGACUUCGCGGACAAUCCCCGUCCCGGCAGCUGCUCAUGCAAGCACCGACAGCAAGGCCCUGGCAUCGGCGGAGUGUAACACGGAUAUCGGCUUUGAGGUUCUACGUGCCGCGGCGCGCGGGUCGGGAAGCCGCAUCCAGGGCCAGGGCCAGUGCAGCGCCACGGCGAUCGAAGGUGGCUUCGUGAGGUCUGUGAAGCCGCUGCCAGGUUCCUGCAAGAUUUUCCGUUUGCGGCCUGGUUUCUCUGCGCACCAGCCCUCCAGACAUAUGUGCACUUUGAGGCCAUCACCCUGGAAAGCGCUGGACUCGCCGUCACGGCAGUCAAUACUUUGA
Symbiodinium pilosum is the source of this 3024-nucleotide messenger RNA. Lineage: Eukaryota; Dinophyceae; Suessiales; Symbiodiniaceae. The record is from the annotation of a GenBank genome assembly.